AUGCUGCUGAGUGUAAUGAUAAAUGUUGUUGGUCAACUAUCAAUAUUAGUGAGCGAGGAAGGGGUUUGCGUUGAGGGUUGGGGAGACUAUGGAGGUCAAAGAAAGAAAGUUACAGAGAUUGAAAACGACAAUUUUAAUAUUGAAUUUUCUUUAAUGAUUGCUUGGCUGAUAUUCUUUUAUCUUCUUAUAGAUCUUGAAUUUUUGUCUAAUUGUGGUGUUCACAGUUAUGUCCCUCUCAAUUAUCUUCCCACAUAUCUUGAAAAUGAAAGUCUGGAAUUGGAUGAACCAGCAUGCAAAAGAUCUUGCUCGGAUGACUGCAGUUGUGAUGCAUAUGGUGUUAUCUCCAAUAAAUGUCUACUUUUGAAUAGUGAGAUCUUGAAUAAUAUAUCAAGUUUCUUUGUUUCAGAAGAUUCUAAUAGUCUGAAAAUUCCAUUCAACAUCAAAGUUUCUUCGUCCGAUCUUGCUAACAUUACUGAAAAAAUCAAUACUAAAGUGCUAGUAGCAGGAAUCGUUUCAGGAUUUUUCGGUCUUGCAUUGCUUUGCAGCAUUGGCAUUAUUUACAGAAGGGUGAAGAGAAAAGGAAGUAGAGACUUGAACCGUGAUUAUUUAGAUAUGCAGUUUCAAGACAAUGGAAGAAAUGUUAGAAAUUUAGCAGAUCCAGGGAUACUGAGUGCAGAAGACAGGAAAGGCAUUGAUGUACCUUUCAUUGAUUUUAAUACCAUAUUAUCUGCCACAGAGAAUUUUUCGCUUUCAAAUAAACUUGCACAAGGGGGAUUUGGGCCUGUGUACAAGGGAGUGCUCCCUGGGUUAGGUGAAGUGGCAGUGAAGAGGUUGGCCAGCCAAUCUGGACAAGGGCUGAAGGAAUUUAAAAAUGAAGUAGUGUUGAUUGGCAAGCUUCAACAUCGUAAUCUUGUUAGGCUUUUGGGAUACAGCUUGAAGGAUCAUGAAAUGAUACUACUCUACGAAUACAUGCCAAAUAAAAGCUUGGAUCGUUACAUAUUUGAUAGGACGCUUUGUAUGACUCUUGACUGGGAUUUACGGUUCGAUAUCAUCAUGGGAAUUGCUCGAGGACUUUUGUAUCUUCACCAAGAUUCACGGUUGAGGAUUAUUCAUAGAGAUUUGAAAGCAAGUAAUGUGUUGUUAGAUGAGGAUAUGGAUCCCAAGAUUUCAGACUUUGGUUUGGCAAAGAUAGUUAAAGGCCAAGAAGCAGAAGCUAAUACUACAAGAGUUGUUGGAACCUAUGGCUAUAUGUCUCCAGAAUACGUGCUAGACUGGUUGUUCUCAGUAAAAUCUGAUGUUUUUAGCUUUGGAGUAGUUGUACUCGAGAUUAUAAGUGGGAAAAGAAACAAUGGUUAUUAUCAUAAACAAGAAGCCUUUAGCCUUAUAUUGCAUGCUUGGGGUUUGUGGAAAGCGAAUACGCCGUUAGAUUUAGUGGAUCCAGCAUUAGCACGAUCAUACAAUUCCAUUGAAGUGUUGAGAUGUAUGACUGUUGGGCUAUUGUGCGUACAAGAUGACCCUGUAGAUCGACCAACAAUGGUGAAUGUGGUUCUGAUGUUGGGUAUGGAUAUUGAGAGCCUCCCGGAUCCUAAAGAACCGGCUUUUGUUGUGUCGAGAAGAAGGAUUAGAAGGUUGCCACUACUGUCUUCAGGUAAAUCAGAGAUCAAUCAAUUGACUAUCACUCAGGAAGAAGGGCGUUAGCAAAGUGAGGUCUUGUUUAUUAUAAGUAGGUUUAUGAAUCUUCAAUAUACCGUUUGGACCAUAUUGGUCUUGCAAUAGUCAAAUUAAUUCUUAUUAUUAUACAAUCUAAUAA
Molecule: messenger RNA, 1810 nt
Organism: Lactuca virosa
Lineage: Eukaryota; Viridiplantae; Streptophyta; Magnoliopsida; Asterales; Asteraceae
Source: the annotation of a GenBank genome assembly